This is a messenger RNA of Fusarium venenatum, 2466 nucleotides long. RefSeq names its product THO complex subunit 1 transcription elongation factor-domain-containing protein. Gene Ontology annotation, biological process: mRNA export from nucleus; regulation of DNA-templated transcription elongation. Lineage: Eukaryota; Fungi; Ascomycota; Sordariomycetes; Hypocreales; Nectriaceae. Gene Ontology annotation, cellular component: THO complex part of transcription export complex. The record is from RefSeq and is a predicted model, not a curated record.
AUGGCAGCUCAAGAUACAGAUAACCCGGCCGCUCCGGCAAUUUCCGCCUUCACAACUCUACUGGAAGAUCUCCUUUCUCAGGCAGAGAGGUCGAAACAAUCUGCGACUAUCGAACCAGCAUUGCGCAAGUCCGAUUUCGACGACCUUUCGGGACGAAUCACCACAACUACAGCCGAAAUUGCCAGCCCAGCUGACGAGAGCGUCAAGCCAGCGAACGACAAAGGUCAACAGUUCGCCAUAAUAGAAACUGCGGCCCGUAACAUAUUUAGUCAUCUUAUUGCGACAACUACCAUCGAUUCCCCCAAUUAUGUCAAAGUGUGGAAUCUCCUCGACAUUCUUUCGAUUCUCUCCGACGAUGGCCAAUGCGACCCUGCGCUCUUGUUCUGGCUAGCCGAGGAGCUUCUAGACAGCCAGACUAUUGCUGGGUGUCGUAAGAUCUUUGAUUUCCUCGAAUCGAGACGAGAACGAAUCACAGCGAACCACUUCAAACAGAAACAGUUGAUUAUUCUCCGAACAUGUAACGAAUUGCUGCGACGGUUGUCCCGUGCAGAAGAUACUGCUUUUUGCGGCCGAGUCUUCAUCUUCAUGUUUCAGAGCUUUCCGCUCGGGGAUAAGAGCUCUGUGAAUCUUCGAGGCGAAUACCACGUCGAAAAUGUCACGACAUACGAGAAAGUGACUACCGACGACGAUUCCAAAAUGGCUUUGGAUGUGCCAGACGAGCAGUCAGAGUCAAGGUCCAUACCCAAGUCAACAGAUUCCAAAAAGGAAGAUAAGGAGAAGCCUUUACCGACCGACGAGCUAUACCCACUGUUCUGGUCUCUUCAGGAAUAUUUCAGUCAACCAAAGAAGCUUUUUGAAACGAAAAAUCUGUCGUCCUUUAAAGAGAGUCUGGCGGCGACGAUGAAUGUUUUCCAGACAGUUCAUAAUGACUCCAAACGGAGCCUCAAGCGAAAACGGGAGACUGGCGAAGAAGAUGAGGGUUCUAAUGCUUUCAACCCCAAAUACCUCACCAGCAAAGACUUAUUCGACUUGGAGAUCAGUGACCUAUCAUUCCGACGGCACAUUCUAGUGCAAGCUCUUAUUAUUAUGGAUUUCCUUCUUGCACUAUCCGGGCAGGCACGAGACAAGCUUGCAGAAACUUUGCCAGCCACGGCCAACAUAAACAAGGCUGUCAUGUAUGGCGAUCAGGUGUUGAAUGAAGAGGAUGCCAAAUGGGCGAGUGACAUGAAGAAGACUAUUGCAGAUUAUCUCCGUCAGGGGCCUGAUGGACCAUACUUUUAUCGAAUGGUGGAAACCGUCCUGGCUAGGGAUAAGAACUGGGUUCGCUGGAAGAUCGAAGGCUGUCAACCCAUCAAACGCGAUCCCGUCGCAGCGCCUGUCUUUAUAGAGGCGAAGGGCAAUGUUCAACGCUUGGCCACUAGCAAGCGGUUAAGAGCAGUCCCAAUGGGUUCUGUCUCGUUGGACUUUCUCAGGGAAGACGACGAGGAGACAGCAAUGGGCCGGCUCAAGGCCAAGGAGAGGUAUGAACUUCCAGCGCUUGAUGCGUUCAAACGAAAAAUUGCCGACGACGACUUUGAGAUUGAAAUGCCGACAAACGAUCAAACAAAGGCCGCUGCUGUUGCUGGCAAGGCUAGCAAGAGUUGGAGAGCUCUACGAAUUGCGGCGCGGACAAAGCUUGCCGCAUUUGACAAGAUUGAGGAUCCUAAAAAGAUUGGCAUCGUUUUUGAGGAGCUCACGGAAGCCGAUGAUGAUGCGGAUGCUUCUGAACCUACAGCCAGUGAUGAGGACAUGCCCACAAACCGAGAACCCAUCAUUGUCUCGGGUAUCACAGGUGUUGGCUGUUCAGCAACCAUCGCCAAGUUGAUGGAGGAGAGGAAGGGUGUUUUCGCUACUGUUGUCAGACACACUACACGGGAACCGCUCGACGGUGAAGUCAACGGCAAGACUUUCCACUUCGUCAAGCAACAAGAAUUCAACCAACUCCGCGAUGGCGAUCGUCUGAUAGAAUCAGGUACUCGCGAUGGGGUUGAUUAUGGAACAAGUUCCAAAGCCAUCGACGCUAUCACAGAGACGGGCAAAGUUCCCAUAAUCGAGUUGGACAUCGAGGCUGCGCAGUACGCCAAAGACAUGGGCUUCGAAGCACGUUACGUGCUCAUCAAGGCCUCAACUCCCGAAGCGCUCAAGCAGAGACUCAAGGCUUCAGGCGAGGAAGACUCUACCACCCAAGAAAUACUGAAGAGACUACCGACAGAGCUUGAACCAGGAAAGGUAGACGAGCUAUUCAACACAAUUAUUGUCGACGACGAUGAGCAAGCAGCAGUUAAAACUCUUGGGGACUAUAUCUACGGGAAGGGUGAGACUGAGCCUGCUGGAGAGUCUGGCUCAGAGGACACGGCUAUGAAGGAAGAGGAUGAAGCAAUUGCUGAUGAUACCGAGACAAAGGAGGCUACAAUGACGGAUGCGUAA